This is a messenger RNA of Chionomys nivalis (European snow vole), 4264 nucleotides long. RefSeq names its product 5-hydroxytryptamine receptor 5A (gene Htr5a). Gene Ontology annotation, molecular function: G protein-coupled serotonin receptor activity; neurotransmitter receptor activity. Lineage: Eukaryota; Metazoa; Chordata; Mammalia; Rodentia; Cricetidae. The record is from RefSeq and is a predicted model, not a curated record. Gene Ontology annotation, biological process: chemical synaptic transmission; G protein-coupled receptor signaling pathway, coupled to cyclic nucleotide second messenger. The coding region runs from base 569 to 1642 and encodes 357 amino acids. The transcript has 2 exons. Gene Ontology annotation, cellular component: plasma membrane; dendrite.
AGCGCGCGUUUUCGGAGUAGCAGCGCCAGUGACGGUGGAGAGAGGCCAGGUCAGGGCAGAACACCAUCUCUAGAAAGCAGGUACCUGCGUGGCUUUCCCAGCAUCCGGUUGUUUCCCCAGGAGUCACUGCCCGGAGAAGGGGAUAGCGGGCUGGCAGGGAGCAACCCUGGACCAGCGACUGUUCUGACGCACCAGCCGGUUUCCAAGCAUCCACCCUGCACGGAACCCAUCCCAAGGAUGCUCUGCUGCGGGCGACAAGACAGCGGUCUCCGCCGAGGUGAGGAAACACAGACAUGUGAUAGCUUAGGCGGGCCCUGGCUUCUAGACUCUGCCCCUUGAGUCUGCUUUCCAAAUUUCUAAGGAUACCGAGACUGUGCGGCUUGCAGUCUAGCACCCUCCUCUCUGCCAGCCAGCGUCUCCUCCAGACUCUUCCUGAUUGGGUUCUGGGGCCAGGUUCACCGGCUCUUGACAGAAUCCUCUCCACCGGUCAGUUGUCGCAAACAUUUCUAGAUUGACUCCAGUGGGUUCGGUGGCUACACAAUCUGAACGCAGGUGUCUUGGGCCGGCAAUGGAUCUGCCUGUAAACUUGACCUCCUUUUCCCUCUCCACUCCCUCCUCUUUGGAACCCAACCGCAGCCUGGGCGCAGAAGACCUGCGUCCUAGUCGGCCGUUUUUCUCAGUUUUCCGAGUGCUAGUCCUGACAUUGCUGGGUUUUCUAGCCGCGGCCACGUUCGCUUGGAACCUGCUGGUGCUGGCCACCAUCCUCAGGGUACGCACCUUCCAUCGCGUGCCACACAACCUGGUGGCGUCUAUGGCCAUUUCGGAUGUGCUGGUGGCCGCGCUGGUCAUGCCACUGAGCCUGGUGCACGAACUGUCCGGGCGCCGCUGGCAGUUGGGCCGGCGGCUGUGCCAGUUGUGGAUCGUGUGUGACGUGCUCUGCUGCACAGCCAGCAUCUGGAAUGUGACAGCCAUAGCACUGGACCGCUACUGGUCUAUCACACGCCACCUGGAGUACACGCUCCGUGCCCGCAAGCGAGUCUCCAACGUGAUGAUCGGGCUCACCUGGGCACUCUCUGCCGUCAUCUCUCUGGCCCCACCGCUCUUCGGCUGGGGGGAGACGUACUCCGAGCUCAGCGAGGAAUGUCAGGUCAGUCGCGAACCUUCCUACACCGUGUUCUCUACCGUGGGCGCCUUCUACCUGCCGCUGUGCGUGGUGCUCUUCGUGUACUGGAAGAUUUACAAGGCCGCCAAGUUCCGCGUGGGCUCCAGGAAGACCAACAGCGUUUCCCCGGUUCCCGAAGCUGUGGAGGUGAAGGAUGCUACACAACAGCCCCAGAUGGUGUUCACCGUCCGCCAUGCCACCGUUACCUUCCAGACAGAAGGGGACACGUGGCGGGAGCAGAAGGAGCAGAGAGCGGCCCUCAUGGUGGGCAUCCUCAUCGGGGUGUUUGUGCUAUGCUGGUUCCCUUUCUUUGCCACGGAGCUCAUCGGUCCCCUGUGCUCCUGGGACAUCCCCGCCAUCUGGAAGAGCAUCUUCCUGUGGUUGGGCUAUUCCAACUCCUUCUUCAACCCACUCAUCUACACAGCCUUCAACAGGAGCUACAGCAGUGCUUUCAAGGUCUUCUUCUCUAAGCAACAGUGAGCUGCCAGCUGCAAGUGGACUCUCCUGUCCCACGAACCUUUGUAGUCCGUCUAGCAGUCCUGAAGAUCCAUCUGCCAAGGGCACCAGGGUCACAUCAGAGCUGAGCUCAGCUCACGUCUGUGCUUGCGUGUUGGGAGUUGUCUUACCCUGAAGGCUCUGGUGGCUUCUGUCCCCAAUCUGGGUACUCUCCCUCACUCUGUACCAGCAGCCACGGAACUGACCUACAAAGUGCCCAUUCCUCCUCUAAAUCCACUCCAGCACGGCCAUGAGAAGACAGGAGGGAGGAGAGAGGGAGUGAGACAACUCAGGCAGGUAGAGAGAGACAGAAAGAAUGGCAAAGCCUAAAGCUGUCAGCGAUUGCACACCUGUAAAUCCAGCACUAAGGCAAGAGGAUCUCAAAUUCAAAGCCAGCUUGGGCUACAUAAUAGGUUCAGAACCGGCUUGGGCAACAAAAUGCCCUGGUGAGGCUGUUUGCAGAGCAGAAGACCAUAGGCCAAAUUUCCCAGAAUAGCUAGUCCUUAUUUCAGAGUUGUGCUCUGCUGUCCUUGAGUGUGUGCCCUAACACUGAGCACUUCCUAAUAUCUGACGACAGAACUUCGUCCUCAAGCAUAUCAAAGCACAGUUCCACUUGUGAGGACAGUAACUGCUGUUUUGUUCAUGUAAACACACACACACACACACACACACACACACACACACACACACAGUUUCCAAUUAAAACCAACUCAGUCCAUCAGCUUGAAACUGGAAAAAACAAAAUAUUUCCCUCCAUUUGGAAACAACUGUCACAAAAUAGAAAAUCUACUAAUUUCACAGAAUUUGUUAAAAUUGUUUAUUUGCUAUGAGCUUUUCCUUUGUGUAAUUCCUCCAAAUGUUUCUGGCCUCAGUGUUUCUCCCUAGAUAAUAAAACUUCAGGUUAAUGAUGGCCAUGAACUGUUGACUUCUCAAUAUGCUUUCACAGUUAGUAGCCACAAGGGUCUUUCCAACCAGACACAUGCAUUAAUAGGAGUGCUGGACGCUUUGUAGCUGUGGUUUUGUUGGUAUAUGAACCUGACCAGUAGGCUCGAAGAUGGUCAGACAAUGGUCAGAUAUGGUCUCUAUCAAGUUGGCAAUGCAAUGGGUGUGUCUAGAGAGUCCGGUAAAAACAUAGAGUUUUUAUGGUCACAGAAAACCUUGGGUGUACCCACACUGCCGAAGAUAGCCUGAGAGAGCUUUGAGAGCAUUAUCCGAAAAACUAAGGUGAAAAAAGAAGAGAUAGUCGCUCUUCCAAAACCCUGUGCGUGUGGACUUCUCCCACAAACUGAGGAUGGAUCCGUCAGAACCCACAGAGCUGUGGACCCCUCUCAGCACUUGGUUCUCAGCAAAAUCCUGGGUGAGCAAAGGCACCCAUGCUUCUGAUCAGUGCAGUGAGAAACACUAUGCUGCUUUUACAGUCUUGGAGGGGCUCGUCUGGGGCACAGGAACUCAGCUGCUGGAUGACGAUGCCAUUGCAGAGUUGGUGUGUUUCUUCCAUUGACUGGAAGUGCAACUACUUCAGCCUCAAGAGUUUUGGGGGGUGCUGUUUGCUUUUGGAGAUAGGGUAUCUCUUUGUAACUCUUCUGGCUGUCCUGGAACUUAUUUUAUGGCUCUGGCUGGCCUUAAGCUCAGAGAAAUAUGUCUGCCUCUGCCUCCUGAGUGCUGGGAUUAAAGGUGUGAGCAGCCACUGCCUGCCUCAGAGUUUUUACGUAUUUCUUUGUGUUUAAGACAGGGCCUUACUAAGUAACCUUGACUGUCCUGGAACCUAUUAUGUAGACCAGACUGAUCUUAAACUCACAGAGAUCUGCCGCCUGCCUCUGCCUUUGUUUCUGCCUCUCGAGUGCUGGGAUAAAAGGUGUGUACUCCCAUACCUGGACCAAGGGUUUUUUUUUUUUUAAGUAAAACUUUUCCAAUACUCUGGGGCCCUUUUUCUGGGAGCAGUUGCCUGGACCAGUCACACAUCCUAUAUUAAGGGACUGGGUCUAAGCCAGGCUGGAAACUGAACAGAAUGACUCACACAUCCAAGACUGUUCUCAUAACCAGGGUUUGCUAACUGUUUGAACAAUAGCUUUUUUUUUUUUUUUUUUUUUUGCUUGUUUGUUUGUUUUUUUCAUUUUCUGGCUUUGGUCACAAACUGACAGGACAGAAGAGUUUGUGCUGUUGUUUGUGUUUUCAGUCUGAGUCCUAUUAAAACGAUGCACAUAAAAUGUUCUAAGCUGUGCAGAUUCUGCACUGUGUCUGUCACUGUUUCCCUCAGCCUAUAGAGCCGAGGAAGGCAGGAGGGUGUUAUUCCCUCUCUGCUCUCCUGUAGCUGCAUGUGUAGAGAGACCUAGCCACCAGUGACUGCCCACUCGGCUGCAGGCUGAGUGCUCCCGACAGUUUCUUUAAUCCAUCCUUAGCACCAGAAGGGUUCUGACUGCCACCACUUUUACACAGGGCAGCUUUGCCCAGAUCACCUCAACUUAAGACAAACCCCUAACUCAUUUAAAACGUCUGCAAACUCUCGGGCAAUAAAACUCCAUUAUAUCCCAUGUCUCUGAUUCCUCAAGUGCACAAAUUAAAACUGUGUAUUGUAAUACGAACGUACAGGUCUGUUAUACUGUAUAU